This is a messenger RNA of Hyaloperonospora brassicae, 3264 nucleotides long. Lineage: Eukaryota; Oomycota; Peronosporomycetes; Peronosporales; Peronosporaceae. The record is from the annotation of a GenBank genome assembly.
AUGUCCGCCAAAGCGAUCCGCGAGUUCGACGGCAAGCGCCUCCUGGCGUCGCACCUGCCGUCGUACCGCCUCAACACGCGCGUCGCCCAAGUGGCCGUGACCCGCAACUUCAUCGGCCAGAGCCGCGAGGCGUUCUUCCGCGCGGUGGAGGCCGCGAGUCCAUGGCUUACGACGCUGGGCGAGGCGACGCUCGUGGUCAAGCCCGACCAGCUCAUCAAGCGCCGCGGCAAGGCCAACCUGCUGCUGCUGGACGCCACGUGGCCGCAGGUGCAGGACUGGAUCUGGGGCCGCAUCAACCAGCCCGUGCAGGUCGAGAGCGUCACGGGCGUCUUGACGCACUUUGUCGUCGAGCCCUUUGUUCCGCACGCGGCCGCCGACGAGCACUACGUGUGCAUCGUCUCGAACCGCGACGGCGAAGAGCUGCUGUUCCACGCGCAGGGCGGCGUCGACGUGGGCGACGUGGACGCGACCGCCAAGCGGCUGCAGGUCGGCAUCGAGUCGGUCGUGGCGCCCGACGAAGUGGCUGCGGCGCUGUUUGCGUCGGUGGCCGACGAUCGGAAACAGCUCUUGGCCGCGUUCCUCGUGGACCUAUUGGCGGCCUUCCGCGCGCUGCACUUUGUCUACAUGGAGAUCAACCCGCUGGUGCUCGUGCAGGACCAGCUGUGCGUGCUGGACAUGGCGGCCAAGCUCGACGAGACGGCCAACUUCCUCUUCCCCGAGGAGGAGUUCAUCCAGGACUUGGACUCCAAGACGGGCGCAUCGCUCAAGCUCACGAUCCUCAACCACACGGGCCGCAUCUGGACAAUGGUCGCGGGCGGCGGAGCGUCCGUCGUGUACGCCGACACGAUCGCCGAUCUCGGCUUUGGCCACGAACUGGCCAACUAUGGCGAGUACUCGGGCGCGCCGAGCGAGACGCACACGUACAACUACGCUAAGACCAUUCUGGACCUCAUGACGCGCAACGUGGACGCGCGCGGCAAAGUCUUGAUCAUUGGCGGCGGCAUUGCCAACUUCACGGACGUGGCGCUGACGUUCAAAGGCAUUAUCCGAGCGAUCACCGAGUACCAGCAAAAGCUGCGGGACAACAAGGUGCACAUUUGGGUGCGUCGCGGCGGCCCCAACUACCAAGAAGGUCUGGCGAUCAUGCGCGACGUGGGCGAGGCAACGGGCGUGCCCAUUGACGUGUUUGGCCCCGAGACGCACAUCACAGCGGUCGUGCCAAUGGCGCUUGGACUGGCCGAAAACGUACCGGCAGUGGUACAACCUGCUACUGCAACCGCCAGCAGUGACACGAAAGCAAGUGCGGUGAAAGCGUCGUCGGACGAUAGUAGCGCUGCGAACAGUGAUGCUGAGGAAGGCGGACCUGCUGAAACGCUGGAGGGCAAAGGCGGUGCGAACGCGCAGAUCCCUGUGGUGCUCCAAGACGAAGGCAUUGUGCGCAUGGACGACAGGACGCGCUGUAUCGUCUACGGACUGCAGCAGCGAGCUGUGCAGGGCAUGCUCGACUUUGAUUACUUGUGCAAGCGCAAGACACCGAGCGUGGCAGCCCUCAUCUUUCCGUUCUCGCCCAACCACUACCUGAAGUUCUACUGGGGCACGUCAGAGCGUCUGAUCCCCGUAUUCCAGAAGCUGUCGGAUGCUGUCAAGAAGUACCCGGACGUGAGCGUGCUGAUCAACUUUUCGUCGUUCCGCUCCGUGUACCAGUCCACUAUGGAAGGAUUCGAGCACAGCGGCACCAUCAAGACGCACGCUAUCAUUGCCGAAGGCGUCCCGGAGCAGCAGUCGCGUUUGAUUGCAAAGAAGGCUCGUGAACUGAAUGUGGGCCUCAUUGGACCUGCCACAGUUGGUGGCAUCAAGCCUGGCUGCCUGCGCAUCGGUAACACUGGUGGUAUGCUGGACAACAUUGUGCAGUCGAAACUGUACCGCCCCGGCAGUGUGGCCUACGUGUCCAAAUCAGGCGGUAUGUCGAACGAGCUGAACAACAUUGUCUCGCAGACGACCGACGGUGUGUACGAAGGCGUGGCCAUUGGCGGUGACAAGUACCCGGGCUCCACCUUCAUCCAGCACCUGCUGCGCUACGAGGCGAACCCGGAGGUGAAGAUGAUGGUCCUGCUUGGUGAAGUUGGUGGCACGGACGAGUUUGCUGUCUGCCGUGCCAUCCAGUCGGGCGCCAUCAAGAAACCGGUGAUUGCCUGGUGCAUUGGUACAUGUGCCAAGAUCUUUCCGUUCGAGGUGCAGUUCGGUCACGCAGGUGCUUGCGCCACGGGGGAGUCCGAGACUGCUUCAGCCAAAAAUGCUGCUUUGGCUGCUGCUGGCGCCAUCGUCCCGGAAAACUUUGACCAGUUUGGUAGCGCUAUCCGCAAGCAGUUCGACUCGAUGGUUGCGUCGGGUGCGAUCGUGCCGCGUCCGGAGGUUCCGGUCCCUAAGGUUCCUAUGGACUAUGCCUGGGCGAAAAACCUCGGCCUCAUCCGUAAGCCGGCAAACUUCAUCUCGUCUAUCUCGGAUGACCGUGGCGAGGAGCUGCGUUACGCAGGCACUCCCAUCUCGAAGGUGUUUGAGCAAGACAUGGGUGUCGGCGGCGUCAUCGGUCUCUUGUGGUUCAAGCGUAACCUGCCGUCCUACGCGUCGAAGUUCAUCGAGAUGGUGCUGAUGGUCACGGCCGACCACGGUCCAGCUGUGUCGGGCGCCCACAACACGAUUGUCACUGCCCGCGCCGGCAAGGAUCUGAUUUCGUCGCUGGUGUCGGGUUUAGUGACGAUUGGUCCUCGCUUCGGUGGUGCUUUGGACAAGGCUGCCGAGAUGUUUGCGAGCGCGCACGACUCGGGUAUGUCUGCCGCCGAUUUCGUGAGCGAGAUGCGCAAGCAGAACAAGCUGAUUAUGGGCAUUGGCCACCGCAUCAAGUCGUUGUCGAACCCGGACAAGCGAGUCACGAUCAUCAAGGAUUUUGCCAAGGCAAACUUCCCUGCCACGGACGUGCUUGACUUUGCUCUGGAGGUGGAGCAGGUCACCACGAAGAAGCGCAGCAAUCUUAUUUUGAACGUGGAUGGUUGCAUCGCAGUGUGCUUCGUGGACUUGCUGCGAAACUGUGGCGUGUUUACGCUCGAGGAAGCGAACGAGCAGAUUGAGAACGGGUGUCUCAACGGGCUCUUUGUGCUCGGUCGCAGCAUUGGCUUUAUCGGCCACUUCCUCGACCAGAAGCGGCUCAAGCAGCCUCUGUACCGCCACCCCUGGGACGACAUCUCGUACUUGAACGAGGAGCUCUAG